Exaiptasia diaphana is the source of this 2139-nucleotide messenger RNA. RefSeq lists its product as uncharacterized. The transcript is spliced from 7 exons. The coding region runs from base 1120 to 1989 and encodes 289 amino acids. Lineage: Eukaryota; Metazoa; Cnidaria; Anthozoa; Actiniaria; Aiptasiidae. The record is from RefSeq and is a predicted model, not a curated record.
CUGAAAUUGGAGCCUUUUAAAAGCUCAUUUUAAAAGCACAUUUUAGAGGGCGUUUCUGGUCUGUUUGGUACUGUUACGAAUCGACCGUGAUUUCCUGUGAAUCAAAACCAUGAAAGUCCUGAUACUACUAGUUCUUGCAGCAGUUUUGGGAUGCAGUCAAGCCCAGCUUCCUAUGAUCGGUAAAUGCUCGUACACAAACUUCACGUUGGACGUCCGUUCAUGUAAUACAGAGUUUAUUCGCUCUAUGAUGAAGGACCCGAAGUCUGACUGCACUAAUGAACUAAAAAACCUGACCGACUGCGCUGUGGGUACCAUCAAAGUGUGCAUGCCGCCUGGAACCAACAUCGCUUUGAUUAAAAAGAUGUUACAGCAAAUGAUGACGAAGGAGAUCAUGUGUGACAAAGCUGGUGUCCAGUUCCCUGGUUCAAUGGGACCCAAUGCCUCGCUUCCAUGUAAGCUUAGCGAAAAGGAAUAUACCGAUGAUAUCAAUAACUGCUCAAACAAAAUGUUGUCGCUUUGGACCGCUAAUAGAGCUGAUCCAAAGAUCUGUGGGGAAUACAAGGUGUCUAAGGAUUGUGUAAGRRAUGUYAUUGAUUCGCAAUGUGACUACUCGUCUAUCGAUUGGUUCAAGACAUUGAUGACGUUAACAUUGGGUGACUACAAUCCAUUUUGUACCAAUGGCGUCGAUCCAACCUCACCACCAACAGYCGGUCCACCUGAUUCUAAGACGACUAGUAAUCCAAUGGGUGGCUCUCCAGGGAUUCCUUUAUCAGGCUUACUUUUUGUGUUAACCAUUUUUGUAACAGUAGCUUUGGGUUAAACAGGUUUAACGAAAUAAAAUGGUCUCUUCAUGAAAUUUUGUCAUGGAAUUCCCUCAGCAUCCAAUGAAUUUUCAUAUACUAUAGUCGUGUAUAAUUAGCUUAAUUAUUCCGGGAGAAUUCUAAAAAAACUGAUUAAUAUCUUCCCGACUUUCCUUGACGUUUUACGUGAUAGUGUCUGGUGUUCACGUCAAUGCAAUCAUACCCCCUCUAGACCAUAAUUUCCUUUUACCUUCUUUACAAUUAACUGCUACUUACAUGUCUGUAAAAAAACGAUCAACCGCAAAGAAACAACAGAAAGAUGAAGUCUUUCGCAUCGUUUGUCAUAAUUACAGUUUGUGCAAGAUACUUCAUUCAAGCUCAGCUUCCCAUGUUUGGGUCUUGCACGUUUCAGGAAUACAACAUGAAAUCACGGUCAUGUUACACUUCGUUUAUUCAUGGCAUGCGGAGGAACCCUGCAUCAAAAGAUUGCAACACCGAACUGGAUACGCUACUUGGCUGUACCUCCACAUCUAUCAAAGACUGUUUCCCCGAGUAUAGUGAUAAUAAUCUUAAAACAAUGCUACAGCAAAUCAUGACAGCUGAUAUGAUGUGCAAUCGAGCAGGAGUACAGUUACCUGCCGGUGAAACAGCUUURACAUGUAAUGUAAGUGAUGUUCAAUACACUGGUAAAAUCAAUCRGUGCUCAGACAGGUUUAUGAAGAUGUGGCAAACCAAUAAGGCUGAUUCAAGACUUUGCAGUGAGUACAAACUGGUAAAAAGAUGCGCCAAUCGUACCAUUGAARCCUAUUGUACAACCCUUAGUUGGUAUCAGGAACUGGCUCGACUAUAUCUAAGUGACUACAACCCAUUCUGUUCUAACGGACUGGAUCCAACUACGACACCAACAAUCACUCAACUCCCGAGAACCUUUGCGCCAUUCCGUGCUACGACACCAAUGACGUCSAAAUCUACCUCACGUACGUUUCAUAUGACAUCAAGAGCAGUAACUACGUCAUCAAGAGCAGUAACUACGUCAUCAAGUCCUAUGUCAUCAGCUGCUCAAUCCAUAUUGAAACCACAAACUGAACAAGAAAAUCAAACCGUAAAGAAUUCAUCUCUGAAUAAAGUAGUGUUUAUUUGGCAGGAUGUCUUUAUGGCAGGCUUAAUAGUGGUGCUUGUAGUUCUCUGAUUGGAUGAACGUUGUAUUAAAUUAAUGAAUCAAUCAGUCCUUUCUUCGCAUAAUUAAAUCGACUCAUUAUGAUUGUCUAGACCAAACGCAAUUAAUUGUUGAAAUAAAACUGAUCCGAUGUAGAGCACUGAAAGAUUCUUUAUGCGUAGA